This is a messenger RNA of Panonychus citri (citrus red mite), 1457 nucleotides long. Its product is annotated as regulator of microtubule dynamics protein 1-like. The record is from RefSeq and is a predicted model, not a curated record. Gene Ontology annotation, molecular function: microtubule binding. Gene Ontology annotation, cellular component: cytoplasm; spindle microtubule; mitotic spindle pole. The coding region runs from base 304 to 1245 and encodes 313 amino acids. The transcript is spliced from 4 exons. NCBI's taxonomy places the organism in Eukaryota, Metazoa, Arthropoda, Arachnida, Trombidiformes, Tetranychidae.
AUAAAAAAAACAAUCAAUUCAAUCAAACAAUUUACGAAGAGAGAAACGAGCGCCAUCUAUUGGUCGAAUAGAAGAAAAAAUUUAUUUAUCUUUUUUUCCUCAUUAGGAAACUCAAGUUACCAAUUGAUUAUUUAACUAAAAUGAUCAAUUGAUUAUCUUUUGUAAAUAUAAUCUAUUGUUUAUUGAUUUUAAUUGUGAAACCCUAUUUGGUUUGGUGUUUCUCUUUUCAAGUGAUUCAAAUGAAAGGAAAUAAUUGAUUCUAGAAAAAAUUGUUGAUACAAUUUCGGUGACAAAUUGUAAACAAUGAGGAGAUUGUUACUCAAUCGUAUUGUGAAUCAUAUUUUAUUAAAUUAUUUUAAUAUUUUAAAAGAAAAUCCUACAAAUUUGUAUCGUUUCCAAUCGAUUGGAAGGUUAAUCAAUUUAAUUGGAUCAAAUUGUAAUGGAUUAAUUUCUCGUCCGAACAUGUUAACACCUUUACUUGCGUUCUCGUUGACAGUUUAUGCUAAAUUUGAUGAAAAGGACGAAGAGAAAAAGCUUUUCGAGAGAGCGGAUAAAUUGUUCAAUGAGAAUAAAUUUGACUCUAUGGUGGAACUGUUGAAAUCUAAUCCUUCUUGGGAAGAUAAUAACGAGGUUACCUGGAGAUUAGCUCGAUGUUAUUAUCACCAACUUAAAUACCGAAGUGACAAAGGAUCACCAGAGUACAUGGAGGUUUUAAAAGGUUCACUCGCUCUCAUUGAGAAAUCUCUUGAAAUCAACAGUAAUUGUGGACCAGCUCACAAGUGGGCUUCAAUUAUCUUGGAUGAAUAUUCAACGGUUCAAGGUACCAAAGUGCGAAUUGGUAAUUUACUCAAGAUUAAAGGUCACAUGGAAAAGGCAAUUGAAUAUUCACCUAAAGAUCCAACAGUUUAUUACCUUUUAGGUGAAUGGCACUAUGGGUGUUCCUCUGUUACUUGGGUUGAAAGAAAUCUAGCAAAAAUAAUUUACGGUUCAUUGCCUGAGGCGAGUUAUGAAACGGCCCUUGAAUUGUUUGAACAAGCGGAGAAGAUUGAACCAGGUUUCUAUUCAAAGAAUCAAAUUAUGAUCGCUAAAACUUUGUUGGCCUUGAAUCGGGAAAAGGACAAGGCCACUGACCAUCUCAAAGCGAUUGUAACCAAGUACAAGGGAUCAAAAAAAUGGGCCGAUGCUGAGGCUUACAAAGAAGCUACAACUUUAUUGUCUAAAAUUGGUGAACAAGUUCCUUCUUAAUUAAUCUUGAUUGUAGAUUUUGAAUCCAUGACGACAAUCAACAAUCUCCAAAAUAUUAAUGUUACGAUAUCUUUUUAUCAAAUUCUAUUUUCUAUCACAAUUCUAAUAACCUUUUACAUUCCUCUUAAAUCUUAUCAAUUAAUCGUAAUAAUUUUACCUGUAACAUGUAUUUUGUCAGUUUGUUGAUCUUAAAGUUAACUAAUUAUCAACAA